Dibothriocephalus latus is the source of this 456-nucleotide messenger RNA. NCBI's taxonomy places the organism in Eukaryota, Metazoa, Platyhelminthes, Cestoda, Diphyllobothriidea, Diphyllobothriidae. The record is from the annotation of a GenBank genome assembly.
AUGUGUCCACCGUGCAAUGUCAAGGGCUGCAAGUUCUGGUACCUCAAUACCUCCUGUUUCGCCAUGAAAAUGACCCAUCUAGUGGAUAACGCCGGGACAGUGGUGUUUGCAAUAGUCAUGGCACUGUGGGCAACCACGUUUAUGGAACGCUGGAAACGUUACCAAAACGUGCUUGCCUACGAGUGGAAUGUGCAGAACUUGGAGCCCGUUGACGAACCACCUCGCCCCGAGUUCUUGGCCCUCCUUGGUAAAAAGGGUUACAGGUCUGAGGUCAAUCCAAUUACUGGGCGUGAAGAACCAGUCGUCCCCUUCUGGAGUCGUAAAGUACCCAUCGUCCUCAUCACCUACGCUUCAGUCCUGUUUGGGGUAGGUUUUUUGACCGGCUUUAUGAUGUCUUUUGUUUAUGAAUUAUGUUUAUUACUUUUUUUACAUUAUUAUAAUAUCUGUAUAAUAUAA